Messenger RNA from Rotaria sp. Silwood1, 729 nucleotides. NCBI's taxonomy places the organism in Eukaryota, Metazoa, Rotifera, Eurotatoria, Philodinida, Philodinidae. The record is from the annotation of a GenBank genome assembly.
AUGUCUCGUGAUUCUGUUCCUCGCUAUCCAAAUAAUAACGGAAAGCAAUCAUCAAAACAGAGCCAAGGCGUCGGCAAUUCGUUGACAAUGCCCGAUGGAAGUGUUGAACAUUUAUCAAAAAAUCAAAUAUCUCCAAAAAAUUAUGCGGUGCCCACACAACGCCCAUGGCGAUAUACAACUAUCAAUAAUGUCAAAGUCGUUUACAAUAUACAAGAUGCAAAAAGCUAUAUUCAAAAGAUGGCUGAUAACUUAGAGAUUAAUCAGCAUAGUGGUAGCUCUGAAUUUAUUCAAUCCAUGUUGCAAACCGUGCAAUCUAUCUCUAAGCCAUCAGAUGGGCCUUUUGAACACAUUUUUGAUGGUGCUCAUGAAAAAUGUUAUAUACUUGUGUUGAUUCAAACCAAAGUAGAUCGUAUCGAAAUUGGAUAUUCUUAUCAUUCGAUAACAGAUGUGGCCUCCAACGAUAGUGCAAGUGGGGAUGUAGUCAUGCCUAGUGCAAAUACAUUUGAUUGGUUUAAGGCAAAAGCACGUGAAAGUUUAAGAAUACCGGCAGGAGUUGUUAGUCAUAUGAUCAAUAACAAAUCCACAAUGACUCGAUUUCAGAAUCAACAAUUAUCAACAUCACAAGAACAAAAACCAAUUGUAAAAUUCAUUCAUAAUAAUCAAGAAUAUCAUUCUACAGGUACGCCUGUACAUCCACACUCCGAUAAUCUUGACAGCAUGAUGGAUUAG